AUGAAAUUUACCACCACUAAUCAUAUACUGGGUUUACUAUUUUGUGUUACUGUCUUAGUAUCAACCUUAUUUAAGGUGGCAAAGGCCACUGAAGACACCGUUGUUACUAAUACAGAUAGAGAUAUUAAGAACAUGUUUUCAUUUAUGUCAUUGAAUUCUAAAGUAUACAAUGAUUUGGAUCAUAUCUCUUCAGUCAGCGAUUUGUACACCGUAGCCAAUCCUGAAGAACCAUUAAUUGUUUUACAAUUUGAUAGUUAUCCUUUGUAUUAUAACUUUGAAGCGGGUUAUUAUAAUAAUGAUUACGGGUUUUUAAGUGAUUUCUUUGAUAGAGAAAUUACCACCGUUUUAGAAGCCGAUGCUGAUAACAAUGAUGACUUUAGCGAUUCUGUGUCCCUUUUUUCCGUUGGGGAUACUCUAGAUAUUUCAUUUACUUCCUUUCAAUUAUUUAAAAAUGAAAACGAAACUAGUGUUGCUAUUUUUAAAUUUACUGGUGAUUAUUAUAACCUAGAUUCUUUAGCCGAUUACUUGAAUCAAUUGUAUGAGGCUUUAGAAUAUAAAUACAGCAACAUCGACAAUAUUGUCAUCCAAUCAGCUAAACAUCACAAGAAUAAUAUUAAGGAAACUACCCUUUUUGUAAGCGAGGAUAACGACAUCAUUGAUCAUGCUGAUACUUCCAAAAUUGUAGAUGAUAGUUUAAGCCAAAUUUGGACUGAAGGGUUAUUGAUGUGUUUGAUAGUUAGCUUCAUUUUAAUUUUAGUUUUAAUUUUUGCUAUCCAAUGGACAAGUUCCAUCACUAUCUCAUACGGUGCAUUACAAAAAUCUAAUAAUCCAUUAAAAAAGGUAAAUUAG
Molecule: messenger RNA, 849 nt
Organism: Saccharomycodes ludwigii
Lineage: Eukaryota; Fungi; Ascomycota; Saccharomycetes; Saccharomycodales; Saccharomycodaceae
Gene: VOA1
Product: Voa1p
Exons: 1
Coding region: 1-849 (282 amino acids)
Source: RefSeq, a predicted model, not a curated record